AUGACUGUAGUUAAAUUGCUAGCCACUCAUGCCGUGAACGUGGGCGAAUCGUUAAUUGGUGAACUAGUGGAAAUGAAGGCUAGGAUAGUGGACGAAGAGUGCUCUCCAUCGAAAACGGUUUUCUGGAUGGUUGUAGAGGAAGAUGUUGAUGUACUUCUGCAGCUACGUGAUUUGAGAUAUGCUGAUGAAGUGUAUUUGGAGAUCUAUCAUAACAGAAUGAGUCCAAGUGACGAUCAUCCCAACUGUCCUAUUGGUGAUGACCAGAUUACAGUCAACUUCGUAUUAAUCACAACAGAGAGAAGCUCUGCCUGGAAAAACGGUCUACAGAUGGUACGACAAGAACUACAUAGGCAUAUCAAAUACGCUAUGAAGUCGUCUAAUCGAUCGUGGUCGCUUCGUUUUCAUGAAAACAUGUUUAAAGCGGAGGAUGAGAUCAGUGUUGUGAUAUUUGCGGACCGAUAUGACAUAUACGCUGGUGUUCUGCUCUUUGACGAGGAAGAUUUUCGACCCCACCUCACAUUCUGGCAACUGAAUGGAGCCAUAGCGGCUACCGUGGUGGAACUCGCUGACAUAAACGACGGUGAUAUUGUACUCGACAUGGCAUGUGACUGUGGGGAACUCACUCUAGAAGUCCUCAGAAAUCGUGAUUGUUUCUGCAUAGCGAUGAGCCCAAAGAUUGAUCAAUUAGCCAUGGCUGAAGUUAAUUGGGUGGGCCUCCAGAAUCAGUUUAAGAAAGAAGCUGGUAAUCGAGCUAGGCAUUUACAGUUCAUAGCCGUGGAAUUCAAUAAAGAUUUCUUUAAUUUCAACGUUGUCAACAAAAUAUUGUGUAGCUUACCGUUGCGAUGGUGGAAAGCAAAAGGAGAGACCUUGGACAUGUAUUACGACAAACUUUUCACCAUAAUCAGCAAGUAA
Messenger RNA from Ostertagia ostertagi, 912 nucleotides. NCBI's taxonomy places the organism in Eukaryota, Metazoa, Nematoda, Chromadorea, Rhabditida, Trichostrongylidae. The record is from the annotation of a GenBank genome assembly.